This is a messenger RNA of Schistocerca gregaria, 2944 nucleotides long. RefSeq names its product fatty-acid amide hydrolase 2. The record is from RefSeq and is a predicted model, not a curated record. The transcript is spliced from 11 exons. The coding region runs from base 736 to 2352 and encodes 538 amino acids. Lineage: Eukaryota; Metazoa; Arthropoda; Insecta; Orthoptera; Acrididae.
CCAUUAAUUUUAUUUGUUUAACCGUCCUUGGACCAUUCAGUACAACAGUAUCGAGCAUGCCAGAAACAUUACAGAAAUAAUGUAUAAAACAUAAAGAUAGGGAGGCUAUGGUUGCUACCCUUUUUCUGGAUAGAUGUGACUUGUAUUCGACGGAUAUUCAAUAUUUUAUUGUUAAGAGAGAAUAUAACUCCGGUGUGAAUCCUGCAUAUAAUUCCUUAGGAAUUCAAUUGAAUUGUGGUGCCCUUUUCAUUUAUGGGUAGCAUCUUUCUUCAUAAACAUUCUAACGUCAAUAAAAGUUUACCAAAUCUUCAGGAAAAACUGUAAUUCUGUUCUAUAAAAAUAACCUCGAUUAAACACAAUUUUAAAUUACCAAACUACCGAUAAUUUAACAUUUUCAUUGUGAAGCUGAUAACUGACUGCGCGUUGAAUAAAAACGCGUUUGCCUGGGAAAUGCUUGUAGGCAAUAAUUAAGGACUUCUGCAGUAUGAAUUUAAUUCUACAUAGGAAUUGUAAAUCUAUUUUUCCUACAUUUAACAGACAACCGCCAUCAAAAGGUGACAGUGCGUAAAAAUUGCUGAAUCAUGUAAACAUAGUCACGUUGCAGGUGAAGAGUGAAAGUUAAAUGGGCAUAACGUUUUAGGUCAUAUGAAGUAAACCAGUAUAACUAAUCAGACACAUACGAAUAAAGUGUUCUUGACGACAUUUACAGAUUAAACGUUUCUGUAGAAAAGAAAUAUGUGUCAAAGGAAAGAAAAACGAAAAAGUAUACACAAAAAAUCAAUGAAGAUCUUCAAGAACACUGUGAUACCAUUAAUUGUGCAGUUGUUGGCACUAGUCCGUGUUAUCAUUGACCGAAUAAUAGAUUUCUGCUUUUCUCUGUAUUAUGAUGACACUAAGAAGAUAGCGGUGCCUGAAGCAAAAACUUCUCUUUUGAUGGAAAGUGCACUUUCCUUGGCGAAAAAAAUAAGGAACAAAGAAAUAACAUCUGAGGAAGUGGUUCGGUGUUUUGUGGAACGCAUACAGGAAGUGAAUCCAAUAUUAAAUGCUGUUGUGGAUACACGUUUUGAAGAAGCUCUCACUGAAGCUAAAGAAGUGGAUAAAAUUUUGUGUUCUGAAACUGCAAGUGAUGUUGAACAGAAUAAACCUUUUCUCGGUGUUCCUUUUACAACCAAAGACAGCACAGCAUGCAAAGGAUUGUUGCAUACAAUGGGCAUAGUGUCUCGCAGUGAUGUGAAGGCAACUGAAGAUGCUGAUGUAGUAGCAUUGAUGAAAAAUGCUGGUGCAAUAUUAUUGGCAGUUACAAGUGUGCCUGAAUUAAACUUAUGGUCUGAAACUCGUAAUAAUGUUAUUGGACAAACAAAAAACCCAUACGAUACGAGAAGAAGUGUUGGUGGAUCAUCUGGCGGUGAGGCAAGUCUCAUUGCUGCAGCUGCUUCUCCAGUAGGUAUAGGCACAGACAUUGGUGGUUCCAUUCGAAUUCCAGCAUGUUGUUGUGGUAUUUUCGGUCAUAAGCCAACAACGGGCUUAACACCAUUGAAAGGGCUAACAUUUAGAACUGGAGAAGAAGGCCAGACAAUGGUUACAGCAGGACCUAUGACAAAAUAUGCGUGUGACUUGAAACCAUUUCUUAAAGUACUUUUAGGUGGCAAUGUAAGCAGGCUAAGACUGGAUUUGAAGGUAAACCUGAAAGAUCUGAAAGUCAUGUACAUGGAAGAACUAAAUGAUCCCCGUACAAGCUUUGUGACAGAAGACAUCAGAGUGGCAUUGCAGAGAGCCACUGAUUAUUUUCAGGAGAUCUCACACACUAUUGAAAAGGUCAAAUUUGCCCACAUGAAGUACAGUUUUAAGUUGUGGAAAUAUUGGAUGAGUAGAGAACCUACCAACUUUGCAGCAGAUCUGGCAAACAGAAAGGGUUCGUUAUCACCAUGGAUUGAACUACCAAAGAAGUUAUGUGGCUGUAGUCAGUUUACAUUGGCUGCAAUAAUUGGGCUUGUGAACAGUCGGUUGCCUCCUGUAAAUAAGAAAUGGGCUGAAACAGUUACUGCAGAACUGAAAGAGGAAGUGUGUGAAGUUCUUGGUGAGAAUGGUAUCCUGCUGAUUCCUAGCCAACCAACAACUGCUGGAUUUCAUUACACAGCAUUUUUGCGACCUUUCAACUUCAUGUACUGUGGGAUAUUCAAUGUUCUGAAACUUCCAGUGACACAGGUACCAGUGGGACUAGGGAGAGAUGGAUUGCCAAUUGGCAUACAGGUAGUGGCUGCACCAUACAACGAUCAUCUGUGCCUUGCGGUUGCUGAGGAAUUGGAAAAAGCAUUUCAUGGUUGGGUUCCCCCAUUCCCAACCAAGCCAUAAAUGUGAGAAACGCACCAUAAUCAUGGUCAAGUUUCUUCUGUCAACUUAUGAACGACUGUAUUCAUGUUGUAUAUUGGUAUGCAGAUUGUUAAUUUAGUAAUGUGAUCAGUUGUGGAACAGGUAUUACAAACUGCAUUUUAUGCGAGUUGGAGCUCAUGUAUCUUUAUCGGUAUUAAUGGUAAGGUUUAUUUAAAUUUCCACAUUGAAAAAUGUUUACACAUUAUGGAAGGAGAAACUUAACAAUCAAUAAGAGAUUGAUUUUUAUAUCUGCUUCAUUUUUUAAAUAUAAAUACAUAUGCAGUGGAUAAUAAUGUAAUCCAUUACAAAUUUAUAAGCACAAAAAUAACUUGAUAUAAAUGAAACUGUCCCUCUUAUUAUGCUGUAUUGGACAGGUUUUAUGGCUUUGUCCUUCACGUGGAAGCAUUACAACAGAAACUUAAUCACUGAAAAUAUAAUGAAGUGAUAUAAGAGGUUUUCAAAAAAAAAGUAGAGACAGUUGUUUCACUUUUUUUUACAAUAUAUGAAAAUUAUUCUUACUAUGUUAGAUUAUUGUAUUAAAGUUUUUCAAAUAUAAAUGUUAAUUAUUUUUGUA